Microstroma glucosiphilum is the source of this 2462-nucleotide messenger RNA. RefSeq lists its product as hypothetical. NCBI's taxonomy places the organism in Eukaryota, Fungi, Basidiomycota, Exobasidiomycetes, Microstromatales, Microstromataceae. Gene Ontology annotation, molecular function: DNA-binding transcription factor activity. The record is from RefSeq and is a predicted model, not a curated record. Gene Ontology annotation, biological process: regulation of DNA-templated transcription. The transcript has a single exon. Bases 447 to 2336 code for a protein of 629 amino acids.
CUUGGAACUCCGCCCGCGCUGUCAAUCUCUCCGCUGCUGAGCCGCCGCACAAGGGCGAGAGAGUAAGCUGACCCGCGCCUCCGUGCGCCGACCUCGCUGUGCCAUCGGGCGUCCCCACUGACGAGGUACAGAUAGAGCGCUGCCCAUCAUCGCUCAGCGCAUGACUCGAUCGCCUCCCCCCAAGGAAUGGUGAUAGCAGUGCUAUAUAGUCGCUUCUGCUGAUACAUUUCGCGCCACCCACUCCUAUCCGACCCUCCCAACGCUGUUCAACAGCCAAUCCACGUCCAUUCCACGCCUUUCCCGGCUUAGCACUGGCUGCUUGCAACACCUGCUCCAGCCCGAGCUCUAAUCAACUCGCCAUUCGUACACAUCACAUGCAAGGCCGCUAGCUUCGUCGGCCUUUUCUCGACGCCUACAUUACAUCUUCACCACCUUGAUACCACACGAUGCCCGCCAAAGUAGAUAAUCUGGAUGCCGCCAUGCUGCUGGAGAAGCGCAGGGAGCAGAAUCGUGCCGCUCAGAAGAGAUUCAGAGAGAAGAGGGCCGCCAAGCAACAACAAGAGCAGCGCCACCAGCAGCCACCACGAGGGGAAACGACAUACAGCGCAGAGUCAAGCUUUGAUGACCACGUUACCGUAGAGGUACCUGCACAAGCUCUUUGGGCGGAUGCCGUCCCUGUGCAUUCUGCAGCUUACGGGACAGGCCCGUGGGCGCCUGCUGAGCACCAGCCGAAGCUACAACAACGGCCAAGCCAAACAGCUUCCUCGUCCAGCGCCUCACCCUUCACCUUGCUAGGCUAUCAUUCAGACGUGGACAUCUCAAGCUGCGCGAGCUCAAGCGGUCACUCUUUCUCAAGUCCAUCGACGACAGAGGAGAUUACACCUUCACCUCCUGCAGCCGAUAGAGACGUCCCGCCCGCUACCUUCGAGACGACGGCGGCUCAAUUGGAUCUCUUUGGACUGAGCUUACCAUCGCCCCAGCAAGAGUCGCAAGAUGAUACCAGUCCGGAGCUUGAAGUGGUCCAGAACCAUGGUGACCUGGAGACCAUGAGGGAUAUCGGUCUGUUCGGUGGGGGCGAGAGCUGGGUAAGACCUCCUUUAUCCUCACCGACACCGGCGCUGCCUUCGCAGACGUCGGAACAACCAUUUGACUUGGCAAGACUGCUCAUGCCCACUGCCGACGGCAUGCAAAGAAGUUUCGGCAACAGCAACAGUAGCAAUGGCACAUUUGCAGGCUAUGGUGCAGGCGCAUCUGGCUCUACGUCCUAUGGCAAUGCGCAGGCCAAUAUGGUUCCACUCGAGUUUGCCUGGACACUUGCGCAGGUAAUGUCGAGGACUCAAGGCAUUUCACCUCUCCAGGUGAUGCAGUCGGGUCAACUCUCUCCUGCGUCCAUGCGCAGUAUCUUCUGCCCGGAUCCUCACGUGGACAGUCGUAUGCAGGUCAAGCCCAUUGCCUUUGCGAGCGCAAUGCGCGUCAAUCUUAUCACUCUUGGCUAUCUCAUAGAAGACGCAGAGACUUGCGAUACCAAUGUCAUUGCCAAUGUAUGGAAGAAGCAGUCUGCCAGGUACAUCCGCAGAGGCCCAGAUGGUCGAUACAUUGACGAUGUAGAAGAUCCCAAGGGCAGGCUGGCACUCUCCUUUCCCAAUGUACCGACGCAGCUGUCCACGCAGUUCUAUUGCGGAACGAUCCCUAAGAGUCUCAGUCGGAGUGACCAGAUUCGAAGGAUUCGAAGCCUGCGCAACGCACCCAACAUCCAUCCCACUAAACUCCAGCUCGAAGUGCCGCAUUCGAUCUUCAUCGACGUCCUUCCCUGGCCUAGCGUGAGGGAUCGGCUCAUUCGCCUCGUCUCUGCCGGCGAAGUGGAUAUCCACGAUGUAAAAGGGGAUCUGGUGGGCAAAGACUUCGGCACAGUGGGGGCAGGUAAUACUGUGCAGAUCCACGGGGAUGACCCGCUAGAUGAAGAAUCGUGGGAGCUGAGCGAGCACUUUUUGCAGAAGUACCACGUCUGCCUUCAAUUGGGACCCAAGAUCAUCCGCAGAACAAACUUCUGGAGGAGAAUGCGAGGAGAGCCCGAUGUCGUCCUUGACAAGGGCGGCGCGGAGCAAGCACCAUCAGAGAUGGCGUCUAAGGCGGCCGAGACACGGAGUCAGAGUCAGAGUCAUCAGGUACCUGGUUCGGACGCGUUCAAACUGGCUACAGGGGUAGCUGAUCCGAUGAGGCAAAGUAGUAGCGUGGCCUCCUCGAGACCUUCCUUGUCGAUGAACUACGAUUUAGAGACUACGCUGGAAGAGCUUCUGGCGAACCAAGCAGAGGGGUCCACAGGCAUGGUGAGGUGAGAACUGUAUAGUAGACUGUCAUCCUUAGACUCGGACUUGUCUAGGAAGGCGAACGGAUUCGUUUCCCGAGCGUAUAACUUUGUCGUAGCUCGUCCAUCAUCUCCUCCGUUGUUGUAAUACCAUCCA